AUGCCCACGCCGUUGCACGCGACGCUGCGACUCCCCGUGCGUCGUGUGGCGCAGUCGUCGUCAUGUCCGUCAGUGCCGGCGUCUGUGGAUGUGCACCUGGCGACGAACAGCAGCGCGGUGCUGCAGUGGUGGCAGUGCGAGUACGACCCUUUUCUUCUUGGGUGCGAUGCUAGUCCACAGAGGACGGCCGGGACAACGCCGCCAGCGACGACCGCGACGCAUGUACUGGCCAGCACCCGCGUCAAUGCCCACGUUGGCCCGCCAGGACCGCCGCUGGGCUACCCCGAUUACAUCGCGAUAGAGGCGAAGCAGUACACUGAAGGUGUCCUGCGGGGUGAGACGUACGCCUACCACCACACAGCAGCGGUAGGGGCUGUCCCGGCGCCCCCACCCGGUGCGGCGUACCUCUCACCAGUGAAGUGGAUCCAGCAGCCAUUGCUGGACGGCUUCGUCGCGCAGCGCCUCACUGCACACACCGGCGUGACGACCGGCUCGCUUCUCGACACCCGGCGUACGGCGAUGGCACUCGGCCGUCAGCUGCCGCCCGUUGAACUGUCGCCGUUCUACGCGGCCAGUGCAUUGCUCGAUCGGUGGUGCCUGUUCGGCGAGGCGGCAGCAGUGGUGCCGCCCAUGCCGUCGUCAUCAGGCGCGACCUUGGAUCGGCCGCGGCAGUCGCAGCUGCCGCACGAUGCGGCCGCGCAUCACCUCCGCAUCGCAGAGCUGGCGCUCGGGGCGGGGCUUUUGUCGAACUACCGCGCCGUGUGGCUGAACGGCGCCGUUCUCUCGCACUCCGGCACAGGCCGCUCUGUCCUUGUACUCGGUCCCCGACGCAGCGGGAAGACGACGCUAGCCCUGCACUGUCUUUCGGCAGCUGCGAUGCAGGCGCCCCGCAGCGCGAGCCCCGACAGCGGUGUGCGGCUGACGGCGGCGGAACACUUUUUUCUGACAGCUGGCAUGCCUGUUCGACGCAUGCUAGACCCCACCAGCGCGCGGCUCACAUCACCGACCAUCUUCGCAUGCUCCCUGCCGCACCACAUCACCGUGGGUCUUGGCGCCGUGUUGGGCACUCUGCGGCCGAACCCUGGCUUGGCAGCCGCCGUGGAGCUCCCGCCCUUUCUCCGGUCCGAAGCCGGCCUACGCGCCUUCCUGCGCAACACCGACGGUGUGCUGUGGGACAUGAGCAAGACGUACCGCGUGCGACUCGAAGACACCUACACGGCAUCCUCGCCUGACACCGGCACGCAGUGGGACCCCGUCGCUGUAAACACCCUGGCAGGCGUGGUGCUGCUCGACUGGAACGUGCAGGAGCUCGCCAGCACAUCGCCGACGCCGGUGCGCAACGCGGUUCGCGAGAUCCCGCUGCACGACGGCGGCGUGGAAGAGCUCCUGAAGCGGGCGCAGGACUACAUGUUUCACGGGCAUCAUCUCCUGCGCACUGUCUACGACGCGCCGCAGGACGCGCCCGCACGGCUUGCAGACGCUCUUGCAGGUGAGUGGGGCACGGCGCGGGCCCAGUCCCUCGAUGACGCCACCGCGCCAGCCCUGCACUGCAUCGAGGGUUCUGUUAACUUCGACCUCGCCACGCACCUUAUCUUGAGCCUCCUCAGCACACAUGCGUGA
Molecule: messenger RNA, 1620 nt
Organism: Leishmania mexicana MHOM/GT/2001/U1103
Lineage: Eukaryota; Euglenozoa; Kinetoplastea; Trypanosomatida; Trypanosomatidae
Exons: 1
Coding region: 1-1620 (539 amino acids)
Source: RefSeq, a predicted model, not a curated record